CUUGAUUCUUGACACUGAAGAUUUUAUUUUUGUUCCCUCUCUCCAACAAAAAAUAGCUUCAAGAUGUUCAACAUAAACGUGGUCAAUAAUUAUGGUACUGGUACAAAUACUCAGGCAGUGGCGCUAACUGCCCAGGGUGAAAGGCAUGUGUACUCAAUGUGUAGCUUCAGCAGCUAUCAGGAUACCCUUUAUGUCAAAUCAACCUCCGCCUAUUUUCUCGGAUGUAACAUUGAGGGUGCAGUAGAUUUUAUCUUCGGUGGUGGAACCGCAUGGUUUGAAAAAGCUAACAUUGUAGUAAAGCCACCUCGCAGCUUUGCCACGAUAACGGCGCACAAAAGAGUUCAAGCCAGCAGCCCUGCAAAAUUUGUCUUCAACCUCUCAAAUAUCGUUGGGGCACCCGGAACGAGAGCGGGCUCGGCUUAUUUGGGCCGGCCCUGGUCUGCGCUCGCCGCGGUUACGUUUCAGUUUUGCUCGCUUUCGAAUGUGGUAAACCCAGCCGGAUGGGCUGCCUGGAACCCACCACAAGAUUCUCGAACCCAAUCAGUCCAAUUUUACGAAUUUCAAAAUAGCGGACCAGGUAGUCAAGGCCGUCGUUUAUUCGGCAAGGCUUCCGUGUUACCGCUUAAAAUUGAACAAGUCUUGGGGCCGAACUUUGCUUCGUGGGCUACUUGAUUCUUUCUCGAAUUUGUUUCAUAGUAUCAUUGGACAACUUACGGAUGGACUUUGUAUUUGUUGGACAUAGCUGAGAGAAACCCCUCAUGAAUUAUAUAUCAUCAAACUGUUGUUGAAAGAUUUCAAGAUUUAUCCAGUGGGCGAUUAGGACAUUUCAAUCUUUUUCUUGUCGAAGGAGGUGGAGCGACAUGUAAUCGUAUUUUCCUCAUAAUCUAACCUUCAAAGCCUAUCUCUGUUUGCCAAGUGAGACAUGGACUUGAAUCCAUCAGGAAAAAAGAAAUUAGGAUGACGGGUGCCAC
This is a messenger RNA of Puccinia graminis f. sp. tritici CRL 75-36-700-3, 971 nucleotides long. RefSeq lists its product as uncharacterized. Gene Ontology annotation, molecular function: pectinesterase activity. The transcript is spliced from 7 exons. The coding region runs from base 64 to 672 and encodes 202 amino acids. The record is from RefSeq and is a predicted model, not a curated record. Gene Ontology annotation, biological process: cell wall modification. NCBI's taxonomy places the organism in Eukaryota, Fungi, Basidiomycota, Pucciniomycetes, Pucciniales, Pucciniaceae.